Molecule: messenger RNA, 1149 nt
Organism: Juglans microcarpa x Juglans regia
Lineage: Eukaryota; Viridiplantae; Streptophyta; Magnoliopsida; Fagales; Juglandaceae
Product: receptor-like protein 7
Exons: 2
Coding region: 189-752 (187 amino acids)
Molecular function (GO): protein binding
Source: RefSeq, a predicted model, not a curated record
GUGUGUACUGUAGCCUGGGACGUGUUAUUGGUCUAGACUUGAGCAGUGAAUCAAUCUCUGCUGGUCUUGACAAUUCAAGUAGCCUUUUUAGUCUUCAGUACCUCCAGAACCUGAAUUUGGCAUAUAACAACUUCCAUGGAUCAAUCCCAUACUCAAUUGCAAAUCUUACCCAAUUGAUCUGUUUGGAUAUGUCAAUGAACUAUUUCACUGGAUCAAUUCCAUCAUUCAGCAUGGCCAAGGAUCUGACCGAAAUCAACCUUUCUCACAAUCAUCUAACUGGUGAAAUUACUUCCACUCGUUGGGAAGUGCUCUUGAGUCUUUUCUACCUUGACUUGCGUAACAAUUCACUGGAUGGGAGUAUUCCACUUUCUCUGUUUUCCCUUCCAUCAUUGCUGAAACUACAGCUUUCCAACAACAAAUUUUCAGGGCAACUGCAUCCAUUUUCCGACGUCUCUUCUUUGAAAAUCGUGGACCUUAGCUCUAAUCGACUUCAGGGGCAACUCCCCAUUCUCCCACAAAUGGCCACGUACUUGAAUUUUUCAACGAACAAUUUCAGCGCUGGCAUACCAGCUGGUAUCGGGCUUAAUGCCAAUGCUGCUUGGCCAAUCCCAGAAGAAAUAGUGAUUGACGUUUCCUACAACAAUCUUGAGGGGACAAUCCCCGAAGAAAUAGGAGGAAUCUAUUCAUUAGGAGUUCUCAACUUGUCCAUAAUGCUCUUACAGGCCAAAUCCCAUCAUCUCUGGGAAAACUGAAUCAGCUUAAAUCACUAGAUCUUUCGUUUAAUCACUUGGUGGGGCAUAUUCCAGGAAUUAGAUGUCCGGAAACAUGCUACGAGGGAAACGAAAGAUUAUGUGGCUUCCCACUGCAUGAAGAAUGCAAAGACUCAGGAUCUCAUUCGAAUGAUGACAUUGAGGUUGACUGGAACAUCAUAAUCGUUGAGUUGGGAUUUAUUUAUGGCCUUGGAAUUAUCAUCUUACCGAAUAUAUUUUCAAAGAGGUGGAGGAUAUGGUAUUCCCAACAACUUGAUGACAUUCUUUCAAAAAUCUUCCCCAAGCUGAUUUCUUGAAGAAGAGGCGAAGGCAUUAGUAUAUUUUCCCCCCAGUUUCGAUAUAAUGCAGAAUAAAAAAAAGAAAAUGUGGUCAGGCAAUU